Molecule: messenger RNA, 4640 nt
Organism: Exaiptasia diaphana
Lineage: Eukaryota; Metazoa; Cnidaria; Anthozoa; Actiniaria; Aiptasiidae
Product: tetratricopeptide repeat protein 28
Exons: 4
Coding region: 252-4211 (1319 amino acids)
Molecular function (GO): protein binding
Source: RefSeq, a predicted model, not a curated record
UCUCGCAUCGUUUCAGUGAGUCGACAACAAAAACACUCAAAGAAAUAAUCCAGUAUUUCAAGACARCGGCAGCAUCGAAUAUUACUACCACUGAUAAAAGACUGUGAAACGAGSUUUCCAAACCAAGCAAAACAAGUUUUAGUGCUCAGCAGAAAUGAUGGUAAUGGAGUAUUAAGAAAGUCAACUCCAGCUUUAUUUUCAUUUGUGUAUAUGCCGUUUGUGAGAGGGUUUCUGCCUGAAAUACAUUGACCAUGGAUCAGACAAGUAUUAGCCUUCUCGAAGAACAUUUAGCAAUGGCUACUUACUUUGGCCUGCAUGACAGCCAGAUGAUGCUCUUUCAACAGUUGGGAAAUUGCUAUCAUGCAUCAGGAGAAUAUCGCAAGGCCAUUGAAUAUCAUGAAAAGAGUCUUAGCAUUGCUAAAGACAUUGGUAACAAAAUAGGCCAAGGAACAAGUUACUCAAGCUUAGGAAAUGCCUAUAACUCCUUGGGACAAUAUGCGGAAGCAAUUGCACAUUUUGAAAGGGGCCUUGAUGUUGCUAAAGAGAUUUGUAACAAAGCUGGAGAAGCAAUCUGUUUCCACAACUUAGGAAAUGCUUUGGGCUCAAUAGGAGAGUAUCAUAAAGCUAUUCGAAAUCUUGAAGAAAGCCUCCGAAUCAAAAUAGAGAUUGGUAACCGAGCGGGAGAAGGAAGAAGCUAUGAAAGCUUAGGAAAUGCACAUCACUCCUUGGGACAAUACCACAAGGCCAUUGAAUAUCAUGAAAAGAGCCUUGGUAUUGCUAAAGAGAUUGGUAACAGAGCGGGAGAAGGAAAAGCUUACAAAAGCUUAGGGAGUGUCCAUGACUCCUUAAAACAGUACAAGACGUCAAUUGAAUACUAUGAAAAGGGUCUUGACAUUGCUAAGGAGAUUGGUGACAGGAAAGAAGAAUCAAGCUGUUACAGAAUCUUAGGAAACGCCUAUCUACCAUUAGGAGAAUAUCAAAAAGCAAUUGGAUAUUGUGUAAAGAGUCUUGAAAUAGCUAAAGAAAUUAAAGAUAGAAAAGAAGAAGGAAGUUGCUAUGGAAUCUUAGGAAACGCCUAUCUACCAUUAGGAGAAUAUCACAAAGCAAUUGRAWWUGGUGAACRGAGCCUUAGAAUUGCCAAAGAGUUCGGUGACUUUGAAGAAGAAGCAAGCUGUUAUGAAAUYUUAGGAAAUGCCUAUCAGUCAUUAGCAGAAUAUCACAAGGCCAUUGAAUAUCAAGAAAAGAGCCUUAAAAUUCAUAAAGAUCUUGGAAACAGGGAGGGAGAAGGAAGCUGCUGCGGAAACUUAGGAMGAAUCUAUGAGUCAUUAGGUGACUAUCACAAGGCAUUUCAGUAUCAUGAAAAGAGUAUUGAUAUUGCUAAAGCCGUUAAUAACAGAGUGGGAGAAGGAAUCAGUUACGGAAACUUGGGAAGGGCCUAUCAAUCACUUGGGGAAUAUCACAAAGCCAUCGAAUAUCAUGAAAAGAGCCUUAGCAUUGCUAAAGAUACCAGUAACAGGGAGGCAGAGGCAAGCUGUUAUGGCAACUUAGGAAAUGCCUAUCAGUCACUAAGGGAUUAUUGCAAAGCAAUUGAACAUUAUGAAAAAGCUCUUACAAUUGCUAAAGACACUAGCAACAGGGCAACUGAAGGAGAACUUUACGGAGAUUUAGGAAGUGUUUAUUACUCCAUGGGRCAAACUSUCAAGGCAAAUAGUUAUUAUGAAAGAAGCCUUAGCAUAGCCAAAGACAUUGGUAACAGRGCAGGAGAAGGAAGAAGAUACACAGACAUAGGAAAUGCCUACGAUGCUACUGGACAAUAUCCCAAAGCCAUCGAAUUUCAUGAAAAGAGCCUUGAUAUUGCUAAAGAGAUUGGCAACACGGCUGGAGAAGCAAGAUGCUACGYAAACUUAGGAAAUGUCUACCAAUCAACAGGUGAAUAUCACAAGGCCAUUGAAUGUCAUGAAAAGAGUCUAAGAAUUGCUAAUGAGAUUGGUASCAGGGAAAUAAAAGGAAUCAGUUACGGRAACUUAGGAAAUGCCUAUAGCUCACUAGGAGAAUAUCACAAGUCCAUUGGAUAUCAUGAAGAGAGCCUUAAUGUUGCUAAAGAGACUGGUAUGAGAGAAGGAGAAGCAGACUCCUAUGGAAACCUAGGGAAUGCCUAUCAGUCAUUAGGUAAUUACCAAAUGGCAAUUGAAUAUCACGAAAAGAGCCUUAGCAUUAAAAAAGAAAUCGGUUGCAGAGCGAAGAUAGGAAAUAGUUACAUAAACUUAGGAAAUGCUUAUGACUCCUUGGGAAAUCAUCACAAGUCCAUUGAAUAUCAUGAACUUAGCCUUAAUAUCGCCAAAGCCCUUGGUAACAGAGAAGGAGAAGGAAGCAGUUAUGGAAACUUAGGAAAUUCUUAUCAAUCACUAGGGGAAUAUCUCAAGGCAAUUGAUUUUCAUGAAAAGUGCCUUAACAUUGCUAAAGAGAUUGGCAACACUGCGGGAGAAGGAAGAGGUUACGGAAGCUUAGGCGAUGCCUAUCAGUCAUUAGCACAAUAUCAAAAAGCARUUGAGUGCUAUGAAAUGAGYCUGAGCAUUGCUAAAGAAAUUGGCGACAGAAAGUGUGAAUCAACUAUCUAUCAUAACAUUGGAGUUUGCUACGCAUCUGAAUCUUCAUUUAAAGACCACAGAAAAUCCGAAGCGCACCUCAAAAACAGUAUUGAAUGCCAUGAAAAACUGUUUGAUGACUUAAAAGAAAAAGACCAAUUCAAGAUAUMUUUUCUAGAUACUUAUAUCCAMAGCUACAAGCUUYUUAGCGAAGUUCAACUCCAGAUGAAACAGCUCGAACAAGCUCUGCUGGUGUGUGAACGUGGACGAGCCCGUUCUUUAAGAGAUAUCUUACGYGUGAAGUACAACUCGACUAUGAAACCUUCAUUACAUCAGAGAUCACUAGAUCUGGAUGAUGUUAAAACAAUCUCUUCAAGAAGUGGUGCCUGUAUUCUUUUCUACGAUCUUCACUGUAAUAAAGUGAGUGCUCGUUUUUGGAUUAUAUCUUCGGAGUCCAACUCCAUUUCUGUUUACGAUGAGAUUGCCGAGCGAGAAGCUUUGACAAAAAUAGAAUCGAAUCUAUCAGAUGAAGAUUUACAUAGCAUUGGAAAUGGACUUGUUCAAAACCUUGUUGAAAAGGCCUUUCCCAUAAUCAAAGGUCGCGAACAAAUAAGAUGCGAGGAUCGAUCGCUGGAUUCUCUCAUGAGUAAUGAAGUGGAAUCUGUGCCCUCCAAAACCGCUUCAAAACCAAGUGAAACUGCGUCCGAGAAUUACAGAGAAGUUAUGAGAUGGAUAUACACGGUUGAAGACGACGAAAAGCCAGUAGAGAUGCUGUUUGAUAGAUUUCUCUCUCCAGUGCUGGAUAAGCUAACUACUGAGGAAAUUGUCAUUAUUCCUGAUGGCUCUCUGUUUAUGGUGCCAUUCGCUGGUCUACAAGAUCCAAAGACGGGUAAGUUUCUGUCUGAAACCAAACGCCUUCGCCUGGCUCCUUCUCUGACGACUUUAAAAAUUCUACAAGAGUCUUCAGAUGAUCACCACCACAAGUCAGGAGCACUGAUCAUUGGAGAYCCUGCUGUCGGACAAGUCAUGUAUAGAGGGAUAAAGAGAGAUAUCUAUCGUUUGCAAGGUGCAAUGAUUGAAGCUUURGAAAUAGGUGAACUCCUCGGAGUAGAACCUCUGAUAAGAGAGCAAGCAACAAAAGAAGCAAUCCUAACAAAACUGCAACAUGGUGUGUCUGUCAUCCACUUUGCGGCUCAUGGUAGCGCGAAAAACGGAGAGAUUUUUCUUGCUCCAUCACAACCUUCAACAGACAACACCAUACCAGAGGAGAAGGACUACAUGUUGACAAUGAAAGAAGUACAAGAGAGUGGAAGUCGUGCCCAACUCGUUGUGCUCAGCUGCUGUCACAGUGGUCGAGGAGAGAUCAAGUCAGAGGGAAUCGUGGGAAUGACUCGAGCAUUCCUGGCUGCAGGAGCCCGUGCCGUGGUAGCGUCAUUGUGGGCAAUUGAUGAUCAAGCUACUAGGUUCUUUAUGGUGAAAUUCUAUUCACAUCUAAAGAGAGGAGAGAGUGCCAGUAGGAGCCUACAGCAAGCAAUGAAGGAGAUGAGAGAAACAGAGAUGUACAAGGAACCAAAGUACUGGGCUGCCUUCUUCCUCAUUGGAGAUGACGUCACCAUCGAUUUGUAAUCAAACAUUUGCUGGUGCUUGCGAUUUCUCAUUUAAGCAUAGUKUGGGUUUUUAUCUAGUUAACGUUGUUUCCAUAAAGGGGAGCACACGUUAACGUCAUUCGUAAGUUUAUAGCAGUUUUAGGUCUGGUGUAUGACACCACGCAUUUUAUAGAUAGAUAGAUUUAGCAUGUUAGCAUGAUUUAGCAUUUUUAUUCAGAUAAAUUUGAAUUACAGGAGAGUCAGCAUCAUCAAUUUAACUGAUCACAAAAGGAAUGGAAACAAGUCCUAAAGGUAGUGCAAGAGUUUAGAUUGCAAAUAGAGUGUACGCCACAUAAGUGUGAAACAAUUCUUAACUAAUUAGCGCUUGAUAAGGUUUAGUUAUCAACGGUCUAAAGGCUGAUUUACACGGUACGAUUUGUCGCGCGCGACUUGUAGUAUACGACGUGAA